Messenger RNA from Patiria miniata (bat star), 728 nucleotides. Its product is annotated as microsomal glutathione S-transferase 1-like. The transcript is spliced from 3 exons. Gene Ontology annotation, cellular component: membrane. The record is from RefSeq and is a predicted model, not a curated record. NCBI's taxonomy places the organism in Eukaryota, Metazoa, Echinodermata, Asteroidea, Valvatida, Asterinidae. Bases 212 to 667 code for a protein of 151 amino acids.
CAGCCAGCACACGGGUCAUAAACGCUGGCAAUUAUAUGCAGCGUCAUAGAACGAACAAUCAUCCAUGCGUCAACUUGGUGCCACUGUACUCUCUAAAUGCAGAAUAAUCUCUCAUUCUAACGAGUGUGAAAACCCGGAACGUUCGUAACUAAUAGUUGUACACACUAAGUCUAGGCCUACUGCAUUUUCCUUUCCUGACGACUCAAUAAUUAUGGCGGCCAACACCAUACUUUUGAGUUUCAUUGACAAACCCGUGUUUCGGUUGUAUGCGACUUAUGCGGCCGUCGUCACCCUAAAGAUGAUGUUUCUGUCGGCUUGGACUGUGAGGUACAGAUUAUCUCGAAAGGUAUUCAUGAACCUUGAGGACGCAGAGGGUAAGAAGGAGAGAGUCAGAGAGGACGAAGAUAUUGAACGAAUUCGAAGAUGCCACCGUAACGACUUGGAGAACAUCGUUCCGUUUCUGGUCCUGGGCCUGCUGUACGUUCUGACCGGGCCCAGCGUGUACGCAGCCGCCUGGCACUUCCGCGCGUUCGUGGCGUCUCGCUUCGCCCACACCUUGGUCUACCUGAUGCACGUGCCUCAGCCGACUCGAUUCCUCGCCUGCCUGGUAGGGUACGGCGUCAACGUGUCGUUUGCGGUGCAGGUGAUCAUGAAUGGCCAACUGUAGGUUUUGGGAUUCGACAAAACACGAGGCGAAUCCAACAAUAGGAGGUCGGCUUGGGGAUUAG